This is a messenger RNA of Dentiscutata erythropus, 927 nucleotides long. NCBI's taxonomy places the organism in Eukaryota, Fungi, Glomeromycota, Glomeromycetes, Diversisporales, Gigasporaceae. The record is from the annotation of a GenBank genome assembly.
AUGACCAGUACAAGUAAAACCAAAUUUCAAAAAGGCGAUGACCAACAUACAAUGUCGUUUAAAGAUAUUCGUCGUAAAUACCAACGCAAAUUUAAAGACCUUCAGCGUGAAUGUGUUCUUGGCUUUAAUGAAUUUCAAAGUCAAUAUACUAUUAAAUUUGAGGAACUUUGGGAUGAUUACAGUUUUGAAUUUAAAAAAUUGCACAGUGAAUAUAUGCGUAGUCAAGAAGAUACACCAGAUUCAGCUCCUCUUCGUUCAAAUAUGUAUCCAUUGUCAUCAAGUUCUUCAGGAAAACAUCAGGAUAUAUACCAAAUUCUAACUGAAGUCCCAUCUAUUAUGGAGCCUGCUCAAAUGUCUAUUUCAAAAGAACAGAUUAACCAACGAUAUGAUGGCUCCGAAAUUAUCAAACAAAUAGAUCAGGGAAAUACGCAAAUGGGUAUCCCUAACAUGAGACAGAAUAUAAACCAAUUUUUGAAUGAUAGUCCAUUUGGUCCUGGGAUUACACAAACACUUACUUCCGAAACAAAUAUUACCAGCGGAUAUAAUAACCCGCAGUAUAAUAGUCCUUCUGUUAGAAUGACUCAACAACUUGUUCAAGAAACAUAUACUACAAAUGAACAGACUAACCAACACCACGAUAGCUCCAAAAUUAUAAAACAAAUUGAUCAAGGAAAUACGCAAAUGAGCGACCCUAACUCGAGAAUCCUUGAAAGUGAUAUGAACGAAGCUGCUUACUUAAACCAAUUUGGAGCAAACUUCAUAUAUCUAUCAUCAGGAACAUCUCCAAGCUACCCGCCAUCGAUUGCCAGCUUAGCUCCCUACGCGAAUUUUUUUGACUAUUCUGGAGAUGACCAUGACCAGGAGAAUAGCACAAGACGUCAAUCUAUCAAUAUGCAUGCUGCCAACACGAAUAAUGAAUCUACCUAA